AUGGUGGACGCGGCGGAGUGCGGGGUGUGCGGGGUGAAGGUGAUGUGUCGCUUCAGGCCGCUGAACGACGCGGAGCGGAGCCGCGGAGACAAACCCGUCCCCAAAUUUAACGGAGAGGACACGGUGGUGGUGGCGGGGAAGCCAUAUGUGUUUGACAGAGUCCUCCCUCCAAAUACUGAGCAGGUUCAGGUGUACGACACCUGUGCGAGACAGAUCGUGAAAGAUGUGUUGGGAGGAUACAACGGGACAAUCUUUGCUUACGGUCAGACGUCCUCUGGAAAGACUCACACCAUGGAGGGGAAUCUGCAUGAUCCUCGUCUUAUGGGAAUCAUCCCUCGUAUCGCCAGAGACAUCUUCGACCACAUCUACUCCAUGGACGAGAACCUGGAGUUUCACAUCAAGGUUUCUUAUUUUGAAAUCUACUUGGAUAAAAUUAGAGACUUACUGGAUGUGUCAAAGACAAACCUGGCGGUUCACGAGGACAAAAACAGGGUUCCUUUCGUUAAGGGCUGCACGGAGCGUUUUGUUUCCAGUCCUGAUGAGGUGAUGGACGUCAUCGACGAGGGAAAAGCAAACAGACACGUUGCUGUCACCAACAUGAACGAGCACAGCUCUCGCAGUCACAGUAUUUUUCUGAUCAACAUCAAGCAGGAGAAUGUGGAGACGGAGAUGAAACUGUCAGGGAAACUUUACCUGGUCGACCUGGCGGGCAGCGAGAAGGUGAGUAAAACAGGAGCUGAAGGCGCUGUGCUGGAUGAAGCCAAGAAUAUCAACAAGUCUCUUUCUGCUCUGGGCAACGUCAUUGCUGCUCUGAGUGAAGGAACGAAAACCCACGUCCCAUACAGAGACAGUAAGAUGACGCGAAUCCUGCAGGAUUCUCUGGGAGGAAACUGUCGAACCACCAUAAUCAUCUGCUGCUCUCCGUCUGUUUACAAUGAGGCUGAAACCAAGUCCACCCUCAUGUUUGGGCAGAGAGCUAAAACCAUAAAGAACACAGUGUCUGUGAACCUGGAGCUGACUGCUGAGGAGUGGAAGAAGAAGUUUGAGAAGGAGAAAGAGAAGAGCAGAAGUCUAAACGUCAUGAUACAGAAACUGGAGAAUGAGCUGAAACGCUGGAGGAAAGGUGAGUCUGUACCUGUGGAGGAGCAGCUGAGCAGCAGAAACAAGACAAGCAGCAGCAGUGAGACAACAGCAGCGAUUGACAGCUUGGCCCCACCCCCCGUCCCCCUGUCAGACAAAGAGAAGACGCAGUACGAGACGCUCAUCACCAACCUGUACCAUCAGCUGGACGACAAGGAUGAUGAAAUCAACCAGCACAGUCAGACAGCCGAGAAGCUCAAACAGCAGCUGAUUGAUCAGGAUGAGCUGUUGGUGUCGAGCCGUCAGGACUACGAGCGUCUACAGGAGGAGCUAUCGCGGCUGCAGAGAGACAGUGACUCAGCCAAAGAGGAGGUGAAGGAGGUGCUGCAGGCCCUGGAGGAGCUCGCCGUCAACUACGACCACAAGAGCCAAGAGGUGGAGAACAAGAACUUCUGCAACGAACAGCUGAACGAGGAGCUUGCACACAAAACCGUGAGUCUGGAAGCAGUUCAGAGGGAGUUGUCCACCCUGCAGGAGAUCAGUUCUCAUCAUAAGAAGAGGUCAGCAGAGAUCCUCAGUCUGCUUCUCAGAGAUCUCAGUGACAUAGGCAGCAUCCUCGGUACCACUGAUCUCAAAGCUAUGACGGAGACGAGUGGAGUUAUGGAGGAGGAGUUCACCACAGCUCGUCUCUAUGUCAGUAAGAUGAAGUCGGAGGUAAAAUCUCUCGUGAACCGCAGCAAACAGCUGGAGGUCAACCUGACGGAGAACAUCUGCAGGAUGGAGGCCAAUGAGAAGGAGCUCAACACCUGUCAGCUGCUUGUUUCACAGCUCCAAGCAAAGAUUGCGUCUUUGACAGAAGACCUGCAGAAGGUGGAGCAGAAGAAGAGGAAGCUGGAGGAGAGUCAAGAUGCUCUGAUGGAGGAGGUGGCCAAACUCAACGCUCAAGGUCAGAUGCACGAGGUGAUGGUGAUGGACAAAGAGAAAGAACACAUGAGCAGACUGAAGGAUGCGGUGGAGAUGAAGAGAACUCUGGAGGAACAGAUGGAGAACCACCGAGAGGUUCAUCACAAACAGCUGAGUCGCCUUCGAGAUGAGAUUGAGCAGAAGCAGAGAAAUGUUGACCAACUCAAAGAUGUGAAUCAGGCCAUGCAGCUGGAGAACAGGAAGCUUCAGUCAGACUUGGACAAACUGAGAGCUGAGGAUCACAACAAAGACCAGAAACUCCAGAAACUGCUUUUCCUGAAUGAGAAGAGAGAACAAGCCAAAGAGGACCUGAAGGGUCUGGAGGAGACUGUGGCCAAAGAGCUUCAGAUGCUAAACAACCUUCGUAAAGUCUUCAUCGAGGACAUCGGCACUCGAGUCAAGAAUAGUUCAGAGAACGACUGUGACGAGGCUGGUGGCAGUCUGGCUCAGAGACAGAGGAUCAUCUUCUUAGAAAAUAACCUGGAGCAGCUCAGCAAGGUCCACAAACAGCUGGUGCGGGACAAUGCUGACCUUCGCUGUGAGCUGCCCAAGCUGGAGAAGCGUCUGCGAGCCACCGUAGAGCGAGUGAAAGCACUGGAGGCUGCCUUGAGAGAUGCUAAGGAGUCGGCUGUGAAGGACCGCAAACGCUAUCAACAGGAAGUGGACCGCAUCAAAGAGGCUGUCCGGUCUAAGAAUGUCACCAGGAGAGGACACUCUGCUCAGAUAGCAAAGCCUAUCAGAGCUGGACAUCAGCACCCAUCCUCCUCUCCGUCUGUCAGGCCAUCCAUCCGAGGAGGGGGGGCGACAUCCAGUCCACGUCAUCACUCCUCCCGGCAGCAAACACAGCAACAACAACUCCAUCAGAGCCAGAGCAAGUAG
Messenger RNA from Chelmon rostratus (copperband butterflyfish), 2922 nucleotides. Its product is annotated as kinesin heavy chain-like. The transcript is spliced from 25 exons. NCBI's taxonomy places the organism in Eukaryota, Metazoa, Chordata, Actinopteri, Chaetodontiformes, Chaetodontidae. Gene Ontology annotation, molecular function: microtubule motor activity; ATP binding; microtubule binding. Gene Ontology annotation, biological process: microtubule-based movement. The record is from RefSeq and is a predicted model, not a curated record. The coding region runs from base 1 to 2922 and encodes 973 amino acids.